CUGCAGAAGGUAAGAUUGAGCAUGAUGGUAUGCGUGCUGCUAUUCUAAAUAUGCAAGGGUGCAGUAGCGCGGGGGUAGAUUUAGUUUCGGGCGACAGUAUUGAGAGGGCCCAUGUUGUCGAUGGAAAAGGGAAAGCGGAUGAAGAGGUCCCUCAUGCGGAGAAUGACGGUAAGGACUAUCAUGCUCUAACAUGUGUUAAAUGGUUUCCCCCAUGUAUCAUUUAGUGAGUUAACACGUGUUAGGCAUACAUACAGUGUGCGCAGGCGAGACCGUUUUUUAUGAACGAAAUUUAGAUGGCCCGAAUUGGAGCCUUGGGAUGACACAAAUUGGGAGCCAAGGCGACGUGUCACAGGAAAUUGGUUGCACAAGUGGGAAGAUGGAUGACAUCCCUCGGACAGAAACCGAACGUUCCGGCGAUAUGGAGGCUACCACAGACUUGAGCAUGGUUAUAAUGGUAGACCCAGUUAGCUCCUAUGACCCGUCCAUUGCAAUCCACAAAGGUCAAACUGGGCUGGGAUCUUGUGGGGGUGAUAUGUAUGAGGUGGAGGACAAUAUUCCGCUUGCAAACCGUGUUCGUAUGUUGGCUGAGUUGGGGGCACAAAAAAGGAAACUCCCCUUCAGAGAGAAGGUGGCAGCGGAGCCAAACAGAUCACCUUACUAUAUAAGGACUGUUGACAUGGGCCAGCCAAUUAGUAAGAAGGAGACUAAUCUGUGGGAGUACAUAUACGCUGAUGAAAGCCCAAUGCACCUUUUAAGUGGGUUUUGUCGGAGGAAGCGGGCAAUGGAGGCAAACGUGUAA
This is a messenger RNA of Helianthus annuus (common sunflower), 799 nucleotides long. RefSeq lists its product as uncharacterized. The record is from RefSeq and is a predicted model, not a curated record. Bases 317 to 799 code for a protein of 160 amino acids. The transcript has 3 exons. NCBI's taxonomy places the organism in Eukaryota, Viridiplantae, Streptophyta, Magnoliopsida, Asterales, Asteraceae.